Messenger RNA from Protomyces lactucae-debilis, 1137 nucleotides. RefSeq names its product thiazole biosynthesis adenylyltransferase ThiF. Gene Ontology annotation, cellular component: cytoplasm. Gene Ontology annotation, molecular function: nucleotidyltransferase activity; URM1 activating enzyme activity; thiosulfate-cyanide sulfurtransferase activity. The record is from RefSeq and is a predicted model, not a curated record. Gene Ontology annotation, biological process: protein urmylation; tRNA wobble position uridine thiolation. The transcript has 3 exons. Lineage: Eukaryota; Fungi; Ascomycota; Taphrinomycetes; Taphrinales; Protomycetaceae. Bases 1 to 1137 code for a protein of 378 amino acids.
AUGGCGUCGCUGGAUCUAGAAGAGUAUCGACGCUAUGGCAGACAAAUGCUGCUGCCAGAGAUCGGUAAACCCGGCCAACUCUCUCUGAAAAGUAGCUCUGUUUUGAUAGUGGGUGCUGGCGGCUUGGGUUGCCCAUGCGUUGCGUACCUAGCAGGUGCUGGCGUCGGUCAUCUUGGUGUCGUGGACGCAGAUACAAUUGACAUAUCAAAUUGUCACCGUCAGAUAUUGCACAAGCCAUCCGACGCAGGCACAUCAAAGGUUGACUCCAUCGCCAGCUUCGUCAAGGAGCUCAAUGCGCAAAUACACUUUACGGGCUACAAAGAAAGACUUGUUGCAACCAAUGUCAUGUCUGUUCUUGCACCAUUCGACCUCAUACUGGACUGUACAGACAAUCAGCAGACGCGCUAUCUCAUCUCUGAUGCAUGUGUUUUGCUCGACAAACCUCUGGUUUCUGGAUCAGCUCUCAAGAUGGAUGGCCAGUUGGCUGUCUAUAACCAUCAAGGUGGUCCUUGCUACCGUUGUAUCUUUCCGAGUCCUUCUCCGGCGGCCAGCGUACAGUCCUGUGGAGAGGCAGGCGUUCUUGGACCUGUAGUUGGGAUUAUCGGCGUGAUGCAAGCUCUUGAGGCAAUCAAGAUCCUGAUCAAAAUACCUUUGCACAGACCGUCGAAAUUGCUCCUUUUCUCGGCCUACGGCGAGCCACAGUGGCGUCAGAUCACAUUACGAGGCAAGAAACCAUCUUGCGCAGUGUGCGGUGAGAAGCCGUAUAUAACCAAAGAGUCCAUCGUACAAGAUACAACUGGACAGUAUGAAAUUUCGUGCUCGCUGGACGCAGCUCCUUUGCAGGUUAGCAAAGGAGAACAUCGCAUAAAUGCUCUGGAAGCAAAAAACGCGAUGCACACAUUUCACAUCAUCGACGUUCGAGACCCUACCCAAUUCGGUAUCGCCUCUCUGCCUGGAUCGAAAAACGUUCCCCUUGAUGAUUUGACAUCCUAUCAGCACGAUUGUCCAGUUGACAAGACCUCUCUUGUGUAUGCUGUGAUGAAUUUAAAGGCCAAAUACGGUGCACAUGAAUUUGUUGACAUGAUUGGUGGUCUAGAGGCCUACAGCAACAUCGACAAGACCUUUCCUUGCUAUUAA